AGCGGCGACUACCGCAUGGCCGGCCUGUCCUCCGUGAGCGUGGUGCCGUGCGACGGCUGUGCGGCCGCGCUGGCGUGCUUCGAUGCGCUGACUGCGUCGUUCUCCGACUGCGCGUGCAGCUGCCGUGCCGGCGGUGUGGGCGAGGCGUGUCUGCCGUUCGACGUGCCGCCUGCGAGGGCCGGCGGCGGUGGUGGCGAUACUGCGGAGGGCUGCGUGAGUGGCGUGACGCUGACGGAGUCGGUGACGGUUGGCGGCUGGCGUGCGACGGCGUGCUUCGACUCGGUGGUGUUCGGUGGGCCGAUCACUGUGGCGGUGGACCUGCGCUCGAUGGACGCGCUCGCUGACGCGCUGAACGUGACGCUGCGCCACUGCGUGCUUGUUGGCGGCGCGCAGCUGCGGAUUGGCGGCCUCAGCGAGAGCACGGCGCGCCUGAUGCCGCACGUCCUCGUCAACAUGACGAAUGUGACUUCGAUGGAGGGCACGAUUGUGCUGCACGGCGCGAUGCCGCUGCACUCGAGUGUGCUGCUGGCGAACUCAACGCUGCGUGCGACGGUUGGCGGGUCGCAGUACGUGCCGACGACCCCUGGCCAUGCGGGAUUUCGGUACGGCCCCGCGCUUGUCCUGGACGGUGUCCGGCUUCUGUCGACGCGGUUUGUCAUGACGCGGUCGACGCUGGUGUGUGGCGGGGAAUCGUGUGCUGCUAUCCUCGUGGAGCGCGGCCUUGUCGCGUACCUGUCCAGCGUCUUCUACAUGGACAACUGUUUCCUUAUGUCGCGGGCGCACGUGAUGUACGCCCUUGUGUCGGACUUGCUUGUCGGCGACGGCUCCGUGUUCUCCAUACAGAACAGCUCGUGGAGUGCACCGAGCGCUAAACCCCAAGAAGGCGCGUUCGUUUUUAGGGAUGUUGCUGUGGCUGGCGGCAGCGUGCUGCAGAUUGUGUCCAGCACUUUCCGCCUCAGCUUCGCUAUGCUCAUGGCAAACACGCUGACUGUGACUGGCGGCAGCUGGCUGGUGCACCGCGACAACGAGUUCUGCGCCGCCUACGUUGUGUACGUGGCUGCCCACUACGGCAUGGCGUUCCGCGAUCAGAGUGUGUGGUCGAUACUUUACAACAACUUCACGUACGGCUCGUACUCGACCUUUACCUGUAUGACAAGCAACUGGUCACCAUCAUCCGACGCGCGCCCGAUCAUCUACGGCGUGUGCAACGAGGCAAUGGGCUCUCCUGUGACGAAUUACCAAUACGACCUCAACAUUGGAUCACCCGUGACGGUGUUGGACUGCGGUGCGUGCACGGUGGACGCCGUGUGCUUUGCGGCGAGGACGAGCAGCAUCAGCGGCUGCGCGUGUGUGUGCGCUGCUGGCGGCCACGGCGACACUUGUCUGCCGGCUGCGGUUCCGGACGGCCUUGGGCCGCUCCCGCUCCCCGAUGCGGACGACACGGAGGUCCGCUGCGUGCACGGUGGCAGCAUCAGCUCCGUGGACUAUCCUGAUCCCGGUGUGCGUGGUCUGUGCUUCGUCAACGUGACCUUCACCGCCGCGAUUGUGCUGGACCUGCUGCGUUUUGACGCGCCACAGCAGACACUCAACAUCACGCUGCUGCAGUGCGUCCUCGUGGGCCUGUCGAUCAAGGGGAGUGGUGCGCGCGUGCACGUGAGCGUGAAAUCCUCGUUGCUGGAUUCCGGUGCUUUGGAGUUUGCCGGUGAUUUUGGUGCGAGCUCCCAGAUACUGGUGGCGGGCAGUACGCUUGAGACGACGUCGAGCCACGCCGUUGCUUUUUAUUUGCCUUCUCUUGGGGCGAACUCGACGCUGCUGCUGCUUGAAAACAACAUUGAGGGGAAUAUUCACGCAGUUUAUUUUUCCAUUGGUAUUGUUGAUGGUGGCAUGACCAUUGUGAAAGGAAAUGUGUUGAUCGCAACGGAGGAGGAGGACGGUGUGGAGUCGUCCGUUUGCGUUUGCGCUGUUUUGAAAGGCGGCUACUUUGACGUGGAGAACAACACGAUGAGCGCGGUCAAUGGCGUUUAUGUAUUUGGGGAUACCGUCGUGAGCACCGCGGGGCUGUUGAGAGUGGCGGAUUGCGACUUUGUUGGCAGCGCGGAGUUUUUGGAUUCCGCGUUGGUGUAUUUUGGCGGCUAUGUGACUCUCGACGGUGGUGCGCAGUGGCGUGUGGAGGGUAACAACGUGGGCGCAGCCUCAGUAUUAAGUAUAGCACAUGCCCAGCACAAAAUUCAGCUGUCAGACAGCGGCACCACCGUGGUGCUUGCACACAACCGCCAGGUGGACGAUAGUUAUCCCUUUGCUGAUCUGGCCUCGUCAGACGCUAUUGUGGCUUCACCCGCGAAGUUUGUGGUUGGGUGCAACCUGCAGGGCGGUGAGGAGGUGUUGUACGACGGUGUGUUUCCGGGGGGCGUGGUGGUGUUUUGGUGUGGCACGUGCAACGACGACGCGGCGUGCUACAUGCCCGGGACGGAGUCGGUGGACCGCGGCUCGUGCUCGUGCAGCUGCAAGGACGGAUGGUAUGGCGCGUCGUGCCUUCCCUUUGAGGUGCCCGACACGGUUGUGCUGCCCGUGCCGGAUAGAGCCGUCGACGGCGACACGAGCUGCGUGGUGAACCAGACGCUGACGAGCCUCACGCUGAACAUGUGGAAGACGCACCACUGCUACGUGGGUGUGACAUUCAGCGGCGUGGGUGUUGCGUUGACGUUCUACCUCGAAAGUAUGCCGCUGCAUCUCCCCAUCAACAUCACGCUCACCGGGUGCACAUUUCGUGAGGGCGUCUUGCUGCGGUUUGUUGGUGGCGCUGAGUCGGCCGGGUCGUCCGGCGUCCUGAUCCGCGUGAGCCAGGCGGUGAUGCGUUCCUCCGUUGUUGCUUUUGCACUUGCCCUCCCGCAGCACUGCGACAUUGCCGUCACGGAGGUUGACGCGGUGCAGACCUCUGAGGUCCAGUUGGCGGAUACUAUCAGCAACAAGUUUGGCGUAUUGCUGCUGCUAAACGUUGUGUUGAAUGCGUCCUCGCUGUUGGUCAGCAACGUCAAGGCGCAUGCAUCGAGGUAUUGGGGGUUUGGUUUGUACUCUAUUGGGACGCUGUCGCUGGUGGGCGGCGGCUCGCUGUACACGCGGUACUGCAGCUUCAAUGGAUACACACACCUGUUUUACUUGAAUAUCCUUGGUGUUUGCGAUCACUCCGUUUUUGCGCUGCUCAACAACACAAUGGCCUCCGGAACAAGCCUGCUUUAUCAGCACGACGGAUUCAGCGUGUCAGGUCACAGCGUGUUGCGCGUGGUGGGGAACAGCGGCUCCGUGUCCUAUGCCAUCUAUUCACUAAACUCGUGGACCGUUGAGCGGUCAAGCUGGUUGGACUGGCGAGACAACGACGUGGGAGUGGGUGCGAUUUUUUACGCAACUGAAUCCACCUUUUUGAUCAUCGACGGCAGCAGUGUGGUGACGCUGACGGGCUGCGAUAUGGGCUCGACGGGGUGGUCGGUCUCCUUGCUAUCGCGGGUUGACGCCGGCUACCGGUUCGUUGCUGGGUGCCUGACGGUCGCGGGACGGGAGUUGACGACGGCGGCAGAACUGGAGCUCCACGGCAUCACCGACGUGACGACGGUUGCAGGGUGCGGUGAGAGCACGAAGGAGGGAGACUGCUUUGCCCCGCUGACGACGGCGGUCGUUGAAUGCAAGUGCCGGUGCGCUGCUGGAGGGCACGGCGAUGUGUGCGUUCCGGCGCCUGUGCCUGCUGGCCCGCCGCCACCGCCCACGCCGCCAGUGCCGCCCACUCCGCCACCUCCGCCGAUUGGUGAGUGCAUCGGCGACAUGGUGUACCCCGAGGUUGCGCAGGCAGUGGGCGGCGGGCUGUCGUGGCUGUGCUACCGCAACGUGACGUUCAGCGGGGGCGGCAUGAUUCUGACGGUGCUGAUAGGGGCGAUGGCGGGCGACGUGGCGAACGUCACGUUCGAUGGAUGCACGUGGAGGGACGGCGCCGUGCUGUUGCUGUUGGGCAACGCGUACGCCGCUGUGGGGUCGCUGCACAUCGUCGUCACCGGCAAUACAUUCAUUGACGCGCUGCUCAGCCCGGAGGGUGUGUUUCCACCGCACACGAACAUCACGAUCAGCGGGAACCGCUUCACGGUCACGAGGCUGAUCCCUCGGUCGGGUUUGGAACUUGGGAGGCCGUCGUGUGUCUCGAUGAAUGGACUGGCGAUCAGCAACGACUCCGCGGUGGUGCUCAGCGGCAAUACUUUUCAGACCGAGAUGGCAUCGUCAUGCGCCAUUCACGUCGUUGGAUCUGCACUGAGCGUGUCGUGGCACUCCGUGUUUGCUGUGGUGGGCAACAAGUUUCAUAUGACUGGCGUUAACGGCACGCUUAUAUAUCUUGAGGGGUCUAUGCAUUCUUCGUCACUGAGUGUACUGAACAACUCUGCCGUGGUGAUCCGAGGCAACGUUGUGACGAGGCCGGUGCAGUGCUUCAUGUUAUUUUUGUGGACCUUUGGUGUGGAGUCUUUUUCGGCGGUUGUUUUUCAGGGCAACGACAUGCAGGGAAGCCUGGCUGUGUUUUAUUCAAGCUACUCCUCGAACAUCUACUACAACUCCUGGCUGCAGUUGAGCGGCAACCUCUGCCGCGUAUCACCAUUGGAUGCGUUUGCUUUUCUUCUUCCCAAAGUGAAUCUUCGCGACUCCACGGUGUCUGUGUCCGGCAACCGAUUUAUGUCCAGCACGGUCGCGCUGAACGUGCUGCGGAUAUCCACCGGGCCCAGCGAUCUCACGAACGGAGCUAUUUUGGCUGCGUGCAACACUGUGAACGGCGAGGAGGGAGUGCAAUACAUUAUUCCGUCCGUGUACAAUGUCACCAUUCUGACGUGCAGCGAUCCAUGCGCCCUCGCGGCUUCGUGCUUCCCUGCGUACACGACGACGGCCUCGAGUGAUGGCUGCGCCUGCAGGUGCGCGGAGGGCGGCCACGGCGAUGCGUGCCUGCCCGUCGCUGUCCCCGAGCCGCCGAGCACCGACGGCGCCGACUUGUGCGUGCGGGACGUGCGUGUGGAUGUGGAGCUGAACGCCGGUCUCGGGACGUCGGUGGCGUGCUUCGUUGGUGUGACCUUUGCGGCGGACUUCGUGGUGGACGUGGAGUCGAUGUCAGGGAGCGUGCGCAACGUGACGCUGGCGAACUGCACGUUUGUGGGCGGAGCGAGCCUGUACGUUGUCGGGUGGCUGUCCGACCCGACUGCUGGCGAGCGCGCCGAUGUGUUGAUCAGCGGGCUUGAGUCGCGCUCCGGCGGCGGCGUGGUGGUGGCGAACCGAUUUCCGCCGGGCUCGCGCGUCACUGUGGUGGACUCGGUGCUGAUCGCAGAGAAGCGCGUUGCGUACUGCGACGCCUACGGCCUUGGCGACGCGUCCGCGUGCCUCGUGGUGCACAACGUGAAUCUGACGGGGAGUGUGCUGACCAUCGCGCGCACGCACGUGGCGGCGGUGUUCCGCGACGCUGUUGGCGUGUUGGUUGUUGGGGGCG
Molecule: messenger RNA, 5503 nt
Organism: Trypanosoma cruzi
Lineage: Eukaryota; Euglenozoa; Kinetoplastea; Trypanosomatida; Trypanosomatidae
Product: dispersed gene family protein 1 (DGF-1), putative
Exons: 1
Molecular function (GO): Notch binding
Source: RefSeq, a predicted model, not a curated record